Molecule: messenger RNA, 1431 nt
Organism: Olea europaea var. sylvestris
Lineage: Eukaryota; Viridiplantae; Streptophyta; Magnoliopsida; Lamiales; Oleaceae
Exons: 5
Coding region: 1-1431 (476 amino acids)
Source: RefSeq, a predicted model, not a curated record
AUGGAGCAGCAAUAUAAAAAGUUUCUCAAAGUUUUCAAGAAGCUUUACAUAAACAUCCCAUUUGUCGAAACACUAGUCCAGAUGCCUAGCUACGUAAAAUUCCUGAAAGACAUCUUGUCAAACAAACGUAAGCUAGGAAAACAUGAGAUGGUCAUGCUAACUGAGGAAUGCUACGUCAGGAUUCAGAAAAUGAUUCCACCAAAAUUGAAAGAUCCAAAGAGUUUCACUCUCUUUUGUACUAUUUGUGAAGUAUAUUUCGAUAAUGCUUUAUGUGAUCUUGGUGCAAGUAUAAAUUUAAUACCUCUGUCUAUUUUCAGGAAACUUGGAUUGGGAGAGGCUAAGGCUACCACUGUAACAUUGCAUUUAGCUGAUAGAUCCUUGACACAUCCACGAGGGAUAAUUGAAGACGUGCUGAUCAAAGUGGAAAAAUUCAUCUUUCCUGCGGAUUUUCUCAUUUUGGAUAUGAAGGAAGACAAGGAUAUUUCACUGAUAUUGGGCGAUGAAUCGACUUACAGAGUUAGCUACUUCCAUAUCGACAUGAUUGAAAAUGUGGUUCAAGAUUCAUUUCUACUACAUAAUCUGUCAAAUGCUUAUGAGGCUUGCAUUUCAAACUUUCAGUCGACACAUUCUGAUUCUGCGGAGAUGGAAACAUGUGCUAGCUUUUUGGAUACCAACCCAACUUAUACACGCAUAAGAUAUGCCUACUUGGGAGAGUAUUGUACACUUUCGUUUAUUAUCUCAAACACAGUCAGCGAAGUAGAAGAGGAAAAACUGCUUAGGGUACUCAGGAAAAAUAAAAUAACGAUUGCAUGGACUAUAGUAGAUAUCAAAGGGAUCAGCCCUUCACUAUGUAUGCAUAAGAUUCUCAUAGAGGAAAAUUUCUACCCAACCAUAGAGAGUCAAAGGAGGUUGAAUCCAAAUAUAAAGGAAGUGGUCGGAGUAGAGGUACUCAAGAUUCUAGAUGCAGAAAUCAUAUAUUCAAUAUCAGACAGUGCAUGGACUAACCCAGUUCAAGUAGUGCCAAAGAAAGAUGGAAUCAUGGUAGUGCCAAAUGAGAAGAAUGAGCUAAUUCUUACCAGAAUAGUGACGGGAUGGAGGAUGCUAGAAAGAUUGGUAGGCCACUCACAUUACUGCUUCCUCGAUGGGUACUUAGGUUACAUUCAGAUACCAGUGGCACCAGAUGACCAGGAGAAAACAACUUUCACCUAUCCUUAUGAAGAUUCAUCAAGGACUUUUCGAAACAUUAAGCCACUAUGCAACCUAUUGAUGAAAGACGUGCUGUUUGAGUUUAAUGAGAAAUGCCUGAUAGCUUUCAACACUUUGAAGGAGAAACUCAUGUCAACAUCGAUAGUUGGAGCACCAGAUUGGGAAUUAUCCUUUGAACUAAUGUGUAAUGCCAGUGAUCAUGUUGUGGGUGCAGUAUUAGGAUAG